Messenger RNA from Puccinia triticina, 591 nucleotides. RefSeq lists its product as uncharacterized. Bases 1 to 591 code for a protein of 196 amino acids. The transcript is spliced from 6 exons. The record is from RefSeq and is a predicted model, not a curated record. Lineage: Eukaryota; Fungi; Basidiomycota; Pucciniomycetes; Pucciniales; Pucciniaceae. Gene Ontology annotation, cellular component: nucleus.
AUGCCAAACAAUCGAGUGAAAACGACUAAGGCCUUACAGAGCAAAAAAGGCAAAGCAGUUCUCUCGAAAUUGCAUCCACAUUCCAGACGAGCCAAGCAAAUCACAAGAAUCGCGUUAAGAGAUGACAAACUAGCGCUCAACAAGAAAGAAAAGAAGAGACUAGGGAACGCGUUUACGAGCAGAUUGAUCUGGUUCAUCGAAGCACACAAACAAGAAGCCAGAAACCAGGAUCCGAGCGGACAGUGCAAUCAACCAUCCUUACCAGACCUAUCUGCCCUCCACGCCCUCAUCAAUGCCUUCAUCGCUCGCAAUUCUGUUCUGAUUAAUGAAGAGAAUUCGAAACGAUCCAAACAUUUUUCUAAUCGCCCUAAAUCAACCAGCUUGGAAAAGCUCGAAUCAUUGGUUCGGGCUGAGAUGCUCGAAUAUACUUCAAAUGGCUUCGUGAUACCGGAUCUACGGACAGCGGAGAACCUGAAGCUGCUCGAGCAAUGGAAGGACGAGCACCGAUGUGACCGGUCGUUCCUCGCCCGAGUGAAGCUGAUCCGACUGUUCAAGGAUGAUCCGACGAGGCUAAUCGAGGUCGAGGAAUGA